Phyllopteryx taeniolatus (common seadragon) is the source of this 4485-nucleotide messenger RNA. It is a transcript of the gene cmtr2, whose product is annotated as cap methyltransferase 2. NCBI's taxonomy places the organism in Eukaryota, Metazoa, Chordata, Actinopteri, Syngnathiformes, Syngnathidae. The transcript has 3 exons. Gene Ontology annotation, biological process: 7-methylguanosine mRNA capping. Gene Ontology annotation, cellular component: nucleus; cytoplasm. Bases 261 to 2558 code for a protein of 765 amino acids. Gene Ontology annotation, molecular function: methyltransferase cap1 activity. The record is from RefSeq and is a predicted model, not a curated record.
UGGAUAUCUCAUGAAAAUCGGUUGAUAAAUGACCAAGUCAUGACUUCAUUUCAAUAUCCAUAUAUUGGCUUGUAUGGGAACGACGACCUUCCCAACAUGGCCGCUAUGUAGGCACGUCAGUUACUGGGCCUCUAAGCGCGCUGACGUAAACACACCCACAGCACAUCGUCGGCACGCAUGCGCAGUGUAGGUCUCAUGAUCACGUGACUGCGUGUCUUCCGGGUCUGUCCUGCGGAUGGCGUAUUAGUCCGGUGAGGAGGAUGAACUCGAUCAAUGGCACCAGGAAGAAAGUCUGCAGGCAGCAGCAGCAGCAAGUGAACAGCGUUGCAGCUUGUGAUGGUGACGCACUGACUGAAAUUAAAGAUCUAUUCAGUAAAUCGAGAACCUACAUCAACCCGUCCAAUGACGAGUGGUGCAGCCCUAAUGCGACUGUCGCUUUUAGAUAUCAUGCGAAAGUGCAAAACCGCCACCUUCAGGCCCUGAAGGUGUCCCUGAACGCCGUGAAGAACCAGCUCAGUGAUAAGAACAUCGAAGUGUGGCAUGAGCACACCAACUCCACUAACCGGGCGGGGAAGGUCAUCGCCACGGUGCGCUCCGCUGCCAAUGCGGAAAUAUGCACGCAGGCGUGGUGCAAGUUCUAUGAGAUCCUGGGAACGUUCAGGCUUCUUCCUGAGGAGGCGCUUUACUCCGGGGAGCUCAACACGGUUCACCUGUGUGAAGCGCCUGGGGCUUUCAUCAGCGCUCUGAACCACUAUGUCAAAACGAGUGAGCGCACACGCUACUGCGACUGGAGCUGGGCCGCCAACACGCUCAACCCCUACCACGAGGCCAACGCAGGAGGCGCCACCAUUGCAGAUGAUCGGUUAAUCGCCAAUACUCUGCCGUGGUGGUUUUUUGGGUCAGACAACACUGGCGACAUCAUGCUCCAAAAGCACCUACUGGAGCUGCAGACGUUCGUGGCAAACAUGCGUCGAGUCGAUCUGGUGACGGCAGAUGGGAGUUUUGAUUGUCAGGAGAACCCCAAUGAGCAGGAGGCGCUGGUGACGCCGCUGCAUUACUGCGAGGUGACCGCCGCGCUGUUGCUUCUGAGCCCCGGAGGCUCCUUUGUGCUCAAAAUGUUCACUCUGUACGAACACUCCUCUGUCUGUUUGCUCUACCUGCUCAACUGCUGCUUUGGCUCCGUCAGCGUCUUCAAACCUGCCACCAGCAAGGCUGGCAAUUCCGAAGUUUAUGUCGUGUGUCUCGGCUACGACCGCAAGGAGGCUGUGAGGCCUCUGCUCUCCAAGCUCAUUCGAAAUUACGGCGCACAUCUGGCGGAGAGAGAAGCGCUUUUCCCAGAAUCCUCGAUCCCAGCCUCGUUCCUCACACAGCAUGAAGAGAUGUGCACGUACUUUCACUCUCUGCAGGUGGAGACCAUCACAGAAAACUUGAGCUUGUUUGAAGGAAUGAGUGCUGAGCACCGGGAGAGGCUUGACUACAUCAGGGAUUGUACGGCUCAGGACUACCUGCAACGUUUCCAGGUGACAUUCCUCCCUCGGAGUCAAUGGAUCUCCCGUAACGCCGUCAGCCCCGCCUGCUGCCGCGUCUCGGUGGGCCGACCUUUGGGGCCGAAGAAGCAAGCCGCAGGCUCCUUCAAUGAGCGCAGGGAAUUGCAGACUCUGAGCUGGAAGCAGCGCGUGGAGAGGGGUUGCCAUGCCGACUGGGUACAGCAACACCGCUGUGAGACCGACGAGACGGCCUGCGUGCUGCAGGGACCUCUGUCCGGCUGUCACGUGGAUUCCUGGUACGUUAUUGUCGGUGCAGCGCUGCCCGCGGUCAGAAACUCUCCAUUCUGUGCUGGAGUCUUGUUAGACUAUGUGACUGAAGCACAGCUGGCCUCAGACUUGAAUCAAGUGCCUUCCUGUGACUCAUGCCACAUUUUUAGCGCCGCCUCCAUCUUGUCAGACGUGGCAAGUCUUUGCACCGACAAUAACGGGACGAAAAAGACAAGGCAGUGUAUGGUGUUCGGCAGCCGCUCAGAGUGGGACGCCUGUGGGAGCAAAAUUGAAGAGCUACUUCUCACGUUUCCUUCAGAUGGUUCAUAUCCUCGAGGAGGCCGCGAGAUGCUGCAUGACGCGGCGCCGCCGUACCAGCAUCAGCUCGUCGGCUGGCUCGUGCUGUCCCUGCGGAGCCUGACUUCUGGGGACGCCCUCUUGCUGCCCGUGCCGUCUGCACUCACCCGUGUCUCGGCUGCGCUUGUGCUCUGCUUGCACGUUUGUUUCCGCUCAAUCAAGUUCAGGUGCCCGCCGCCCGAAGGCGGCGUCGGAGCGCUGCUCGUAUGCGCCGGCUUUUGCCCCGACGCUGCAGCCCGAAUCCUCCCAGCCUUGACAGAAGUCCAGAACUGUAUUGGCGAACUGCUAAAAGGAGAAGAUGCAGGUAAAUGUCAGUUGGAGUGUGACAGACAGGUGCUACAAUUCGUGCCCAUGGAGGAACUGCUCAAUGGAGGAUUGACGGAAUUCCUGCGGACCAUGAACUCUGAAAUUAUGCGACACAGACUGCAUUUGCUCAUGCAAGCAUAGAACAGGCGAGACAAUACCAGCUAACGCCUUAAAAAGCAUUGUACUAUUUUAUUUAUAUGGAAGCAGAUUUUUGAGCAUUGCUCAGUACUUUUUUGGGGGGGGAGUAGGGGUGCUAUCAUGAUCCUAGUUUGCCAAUUUGUUUAUUUCAUAGUCCACAUACAGUGGAACCUCCAAAGUCGAACGCAAUCCAUUACAGCUGUAGUCCCUAACUAGUACCCUAUUAUACCAAAUAUUUUGAUGGUCCGGCAUAGGAACAAAUAAAAACAAAUAAUUAAAAAAUACAACUCACCAUUAAACUGAAUGCAGUGGUUGUAAUAAGUGGGAGCCCUGCGCCUGUUUCUGUCAACGAACCGGUCUCAUCUUGGGGUAAUUUAAAAAAACUCAAUGUCAUGUCUUUUGAUGCCCUGUGUUUGGUCCCUAUGUGCUGCUGCUGCAGUUCUGAUGGCUUCUCUGCCUCAUUUGCCAGCAUGUUGCCACAUUUUACACAGGAUGAAUAAAAGAAACAACAACACUUUUUAUCAUUUGUUAAAACCUUAUAAACCUGAAAGUUGUAUAUUAGUAAAAUGAUCUGUGAAAAGAAUUGUGUACUUAUAAUGAUUUUUAACAAACCACUAAUCCAACAAAAUGCGGGUUACUCAGUUGCUGUGCACUGGCGGACACACACUCACAGUUGUUCACCGGCACACGCCAUGCAGCCUUUUACCCUCCAGCUCGCCGUAAUGAAAUUCUCGCUAGCUUGUUAGCUUACUUUUUUCCUGUAUCACGUGACCAUGACGAGCGUUUUUGACAAGAGGCACGUGCAGCUGCGCCUGAUUUUCACAAAUCUAUUUUCGACUCUGAUCAAUGAAAUUAUUUUUCUUCAGUCUCUCUCUGCGGCCCAGUGAUAGGGGACCGUCAACCUAAUUUGAACUGUACAUAUUGUUUUAAGUAACAUUUAAACAUUCUUAGCCGUUGUAUGUGUAUGCUAUGAUAAUCUUAAAACAUAUAGCAAGUUAAGUUAAUGCUGGAAGUUCACUACUUUAAAUUAGUAUGUUUACGUUUCGUAACUUCCACAAAAAACAAAGCAAAACAGAACGAGCAAAGUUGUUCCAUUGUUUGUGGAAGUACAGUGACAUCUCGUAUGGCGUCAUUUGUGAUGGUGGUUCAAACUUUUUUAUUUCUUAUUUUGCCAAAAACUGUGGUCAAUUUCCAAAACUGUAUAACCUCAGUGGAAUUCGACUUUAGAGGUUCUUCCAUAAUCCGAUAUUUUGGGUGUUCCCAAAAUUUGACAUCAUUCGAAAUCUGAAUAUCUGAUUAACUACCUGCCUUACUUAGGCAAACAAAACUUAUUUAAAUUAAUUUUAUAAGCGAUUUCACAAGGCUUCACCACAUGCCAGUGUCGUACGAGAAAUGUGUAUAUCCAUCGAUGCUCUUCUUGCAGACUUUCUGGGACUUGGCACAAAUGUUUCCCGAACCUUUUUGACGAUAUCUUCCGAUACUGGGGAUCGUCCAGAUUCAUUUACCCUACACAGACAGCCUUCCUUUUUUUGUGUGUGCGCCAUUUCCAAAUCUGCUUUUCAAUUGGUGUAUUUGUAUGGAUUUUGACACUGCGCACGCUUGUUUGAUUUAUUCUAACAUUUACAAAAUGCCUAUUCUUCUUGAUGAAACUUUAUCAUUUGAGCGAGGAUUGGCUAUUAUUAGACUCUAUUUUUAUUUACCUGUUUCUAUCCACUUGCUGUGAUAACCUACUGAAUGUCUUUUUAUUAUUUUCAUUUGGAGACAGCACAUGUAAAUCAGUUAAAUAAAACAAAUGUGUUAACAAAGCAGAAUUUUACUGAUUUUCAGUUCUGUUUGUCACAGGCCCAUGAAAAGCCUGUGUCAUUGAGUUGUUUGUUUCUGUUUUUAGGAUUAUUAAAAAAAAAAAAAAAAAUCAUUAUUUUACAAGAAA